AUGUCCACACUGGUUGGAGUUUCAUCAGCUCUUGGAGCUGUUGCUGUUCUCUUCUCUCUUUACUCUAUCAGUUCUAUCGUUGGCGAUAUCAAUGGAUUAGAAACUGAGAUUUCAGUCGGAAUGGAUGAUUUCAAAACCAUGACUGAAGCUUCCUGGGCUUAUAUUCUCGAUAUUCGUUCUGAUCCUCUGGGAAGUGGAACAUCUAAGUCUUUCAGAUCGUUCAUUGGAAGAAAUAAGAGAAAUGCUGAUGAUGAAUGUAAAUGUGCUCCACAGUCUGAGGGAUGCCCAGCUGGACCACCAGGAGAUCGUGGAGAGCCUGGAAAACCAGGACCAGACGGACCAGAUGGCUCUGAUGGAAGCAAUGGACUUCCAGGAGUUGCCUUCCCACCUGAGAAUGUUAUUCACACUGAGUGCAUUAAAUGUCCACGUGGACCUCCAGGAGAGAGAGGAUCUCCAGGAGAGCCAGGACCAGACGGAGGUGUUGGAAGACCAGGAAGAAAGGGACCCCCAGGAGAUGCUGGACCACGUGGAGAAGCCGGAGAAACUGGAGAUGAAGGCCCAGCUGGAACUGUGGGACACGAAGGACCAAAGGGAGAAGCUGGUGCAGCUGGAGUUGUAUACAGAGAUGGAGAGCCAGGACGUCAAGGAGCUAUCGGAGAAAAGGGAGCAGUUGGAGAACCAGGAAAAGAUGGAGAACCAGGAAAAGAUGGUGAAGCUGGAGCAACUGGACAUCCAGGACGACCAGGAAAGGGAGGACACCGUGGAAAGAACGGAGAAAAUGGAAUCCCAGGAGGAAAUGGAAAGCCAGGAGAUGAUGCUGGAUACUGUCCAUGCCCAGACAGAGAAUAA
This is a messenger RNA of Auanema sp. JU1783, 849 nucleotides long. The record is from the annotation of a GenBank genome assembly. Lineage: Eukaryota; Metazoa; Nematoda; Chromadorea; Rhabditida; Rhabditidae.